UUUUGCUUUUGACGUGAGAAGGAGGGGAGGCGCGGGACGGUGGGUGGGCAGAGAGUGAGCUUGUUGCGGUUCGAUCAGUGUGGAGUGACAUCAGUCUGACGCGGAUUGUUGGAUUGCACGGAAGGCGCGAUUGUUUGCUGCUGUUCCUGUUCACGCGGCAGAAACGGUCUCAGAAACUGUUAAGAAUAAUAAUAAAUACUGUAGAGAGUGAUAUUCUGGUUAGAAUUGUCUGUGUAUCCUGCAAGAAAGUGCCACAGUAUCCACACACUUUAUCAAUGAUGUACAUUUUUAUUCAGCAUCUUGGUUAACAUCGCGAGAAAGACAAUCCGGAUAUUUUGUAAAAAAGUGAAAUUCAAUGGUGACGUUCUUUCUCACCGCAAUUCCAAUGUGUUGGGGACUUUUCGACAGCGGCGAAGAGGGGCACUUGAGACACGCCAAAAUCGUGCAAAAUUAUUCACAUCGGAGCCUUUGGGCGAAUUUCUGAAUCUCUGAUGGAAGGGUGGUUGUAUCCACUGAGAAUUCCACCCAUCCAGCAUUGGCCAUUGGCCUAUUGCUUCGAUCCCGAGCGACGACAUCAUCUGUGGAGGAGCAAGAGUAGCCACACGAAAGUCACAGCGCGAUCAUUGGGGACGAGGCGUGGUUCACAAAUCAUUCCAUUGAAUGCCAAAGCGGAGCUGAGGAAGAAGCUGUACAUAUUGGCCACUCUGCACACCGAAUCCACCAUCCUCAAGUUGGCCAAUUGAUCGUGAGUGCGGGUGUUCCAAAUGUCACCACUGUGGGAGGACCAUAAGAAGAGCCUGAGUGCAAGGAUUCUCUGUGAAAGUGCACGUCAAAGAACGCAAUCGAUCAAUCAAGUGUCUUAACUAAGUGUCCUUAGCGUGAAGAUUGAGUUUACUUAUAUAAUUUCCCUUUCUAUCAGUUGGUGCAGUGCACUUUGUGGACUAUUAGUUUCUUUUUCCUUCUCGUGGGAUCAAGUUCGUGUGUUUAGGGCGAAGUGAAGAAAUUUGCAAAAAUAUAGUUCCUCAUAUGCUGUAGUCUGUAAGACAAAUAAGAAAUAAGUGCGUGCCUCAAUUGUGACGAGAGACAUUCAAGAACCACCAGAGUUCCCACCGAGUUCGAGUGCGUCAACCACAACAUGGGAAAGAAAGUUCAGGCUCCAAUUCAGCAGCAAAACGAACGUAGAAUACGAGCAAACGAUAGAGAAUACAAUUCACAAUUCAAAUACGCUAAUAAUUACAUCAAAACGUCCAAAUAUACACUUCUCACGUUUCUACCAUUGAAUCUCUUGGAGCAAUUUCAACGUCUUGCCAAUUUUUAUUUCCUCUGUCUCUUGGUACUCCAAUUGAUACCCGCAAUAUCAUCAUUGACGCCAAUAACCACGGCGAUACCGCUAAUUGGUGUAUUGAUGCUGACAGCGGUGAAGGAUGCAUAUGACGAUAUUCAACGACACAUGUCGGAUUCGCAUGUGAACAAUCGCAAAUCGAAGACACUGCGAAAUGGCAAGCUGGUGGAUGAGCGAUGGUCAGGAGUGCAAGUGGGCGACAUCAUCCGGAUGGAGAACAAUCAGUUUGUCGCCGCGGACAUUCUGCUGCUGUCAUCGAGUGAGCCCAACGGGCUGUGCUUCAUCGAGACGGCAGAGUUGGAUGGUGAGACGAAUCUGAAGUGCAAGCAGUGCCUCGUGGAGACGGCAGAGAUGAGUCAGCACGAUGAAUUGCUGGGGAAGUUUAACGGGGAGAUCGUGUGUGAGCCGCCAAAUAAUCUGCUGAACAAGUUCGAGGGGACACUGAUGUGGAAGGGACAGAAGUUUUCGCUGGACAAUGAGAAGAUUCUGCUGCGCGGAUGCGUCCUCAGGAAUACGCAGUGGUGCUAUGGAGUUGUAGUGUUUGCCGGCAAGGAUACGAAGCUGAUGCAGAACUCGGGAAAGACCAAAUUUAAAAGUACAAGCAUCGAUAGAUUACUCAAUUUUAUUAUUAUUGGUAUUGUGUUUUUUCUCCUCUCCAUUUGUGCUUUCUGUACCGUCGCUUGUGCAAUAUGGGAAGGACUCGUUGGACAGUAUUUCCAGAAGUACCUACCGUGGCCGUCUAUUAUUCCCAAUGGUACAAUUCAAGGAGCCACCGUGAUUGGUUUACUAGUAUUUUUUUCAUAUGCUAUCGUUUUAAAUACGGUUGUGCCAAUAUCUCUCUACGUUUCAGUAGAGGUAAUAAGAUUUGCCCAGUCAUUCCUGAUAAAUUGGGACGAGAAGAUGCACCACAAGAAGACCAACACGUCGGCCAAGGCGAGGACAACGACGCUGAAUGAGGAGCUGGGACAGAUUCAGUACAUCUUCUCAGACAAGACAGGGACACUCACGCAGAAUAUUAUGACGUUCAACAAGUGCAGCAUCAAUGGCAAGUCAUAUGGUGAUGUUGUGGACACGAGAACGGGUGAAAUUGUCGAUUUGGCUGAUCCCCCAUUCGCGGGCGGAGCGUCAAUUGUGGUGGCAUGCGGUGGGCGAAAGGCAUCGCAAGUUGUUGGUGCGAGGAUGGCGGCCAAGUACCGCAAGGCAUCGGCAAAUGUGGUGCACAACAACAAUCGUCAGCAUUCACACCAACCCAAAUUGCCUCUGCAAAUCAAUUACAAUCCAAACGACACUUUUACGCACACAAUCCCCAAUUCUGGACUCAAUCACCACGAGGGAGUGCAUGUUGCAGAUCCCAUAGAUUUCUCCUUUAAUCCUGAGUUUGAGCCAGAAUUCAAGUGGUAUGACCAGAAUCUGUUGGACGCCGUGAAGAUUGAUGAGGAGAAUGUGCACAAAUUUUUCCGAUUGCUCGCUCUGUGUCACACUGUGAUGCCUGAGGAUAAGAAUGGACGUCUUGAGUAUCAAGCUCAGAGUCCCGAUGAAUCGGCCCUCGUCUCGGCGGCGAGGAAUUUUGGCUUUGUCUUCAAACACCGAACACCAAAUACGAUAACUAUUGAAAUCAAAGGGAGCGUUGAGGAGUACGAGUUGUUGAGCAUUUUAGAUUUUAAUAAUGUUAGGAAGCGAAUGUCCGUGAUUGUUCGACGCAACAAUAAAAUACUGCUUCUCUGCAAGGGAGCUGACAAUGUGAUAUACGAUAGAUUGGGACCGGAUCAGAUUGAAAUGAAGGCGAGGACGCAGGAACAUUUGAAUAAGUUCGCCGGGGAGGGUCUUAGAACGCUGGUGCUGGCCGAGAGGUAUUUGGAUCAGGAGUUCUUCAAUGGAUGGCGAGCACGUCAACAGGAGGCCGCACUGUCGAUGGACGGGCGAGAGGACAAAUUGGGCGCAAUUUAUGAGGAGAUUGAGUGUGACAUGAUGCUGGUGGGCGUCACGGCGAUUGAGGACAAAUUGCAGGAUGGAGUGCCACAGACCAUUGCCAAUCUGCAGACGGCGGGCAUAAAGAUUUGGGUGCUGACUGGUGACAAGCAAGAGACGGCCAUCAAUAUUGGCUACUCAUGCCAAUUGCUGACCGACGAACUGGUGGACGUGUUUGUGGUGGACGGUGUGACACUGGACGAGGUGGAGCAGCAACUCAGGAAGUUCAAGGAAUCCAUCAAGAUAAUCAACACCUAUCAUCCGGGUGGCGUCUACCACAAUAACAUCGCCACUGCAAAUGGUGGAAACAACUCCACUGUGACCAUUGAAAAUCUACGCCACAAUGCAGCUCCACCCGCAAUCUCCGUCGUCACUUUUAGGUGGGACUCAAAUAAGCGAAAUAGGGGCGCACCAGACAGUGCUGAGUGCGAUCAGAUCUUCGAUGGGGGUGAAAAGGGACCGGCGGCAACUUCGACGGGUGCGACGGACCUCGAUGAGAAUACGGGUUUCGCCAUUGUGAUCAAUGGACACUCUCUGGUGCAUUGUUUGUCACCGGAACUGGAGGAUCGCUUCCUGGACGUUGCGUCCAACUGCAAAGCCGUGAUCUGUUGUCGUGUCACGCCAUUGCAGAAGGCCAUGGUCAUCGAAUUGAUAAAACGUGCCAAAAAUGCCGUCACUUUGGCCAUCGGGGAUGGCGCUAAUGAUGUUUCAAUGAUCAAAGCUGCCCACAUUGGUGUCGGCAUUUCGGGUCAGGAGGGAAUGCAAGCGGUCCUGGCCAGUGACUACUCGAUCGCCCAGUUUCGCUACCUGGAACGCCUCCUACUCGUCCACGGCAGAUGGUCAUACUAUCGCAUGUGCAAAUUCCUGCGAUAUUUUUUCUACAAGAAUUUUGCCUUUACCUUGUGCCAUUUCUGGUUCGCCUUCUUCUGUGGCUUCAGCGCACAGACGGUGUUCGAUCCAAUGUUCAUCUCCGUGUACAAUCUGUUCUACACAUCACUCCCAGUGUUGGCUUUGGGUGUCUUUGAGCAGGACGUGUCGGAUAAGAACAGCCUUGAGUAUCCCAAACUCUACACGCCUGGAAUCAUGAACUCUCUGUUCAACACCACCGAAUUCAUCCGGAGCGUUCUGCACGGUAUCUUCAGCUCACUCGUCCUCUUUCUCAUUCCCUACGGAACGUACAAGGAUGGAGUGUCGCCCGAUGGCUUCGUUCUCAGUGAUCACAUGCUUCUGGGCUCCGUGGUGGCGACCAUUCUCAUUCUGGACAACACGGCGCAGAUUGCCCUGGACACUUCGUACUGGACAGUGUUCAAUCACAUCAUGGUGUGGGGCAGCGUCGUGACGUACUUUGUGCUGGACUACUUCUACAACUACGUAAUUGGCGGUCCGUAUGUGGGAUCCUUGACACAAGCGAUGAAGGAGCCCACGUUCUGGUUCACCACUCUCAUCUCUGUGCUGAUGCUGAUGGUGCCCGUGAUGGCGUUCCGCUUCUACUUCGUCGAUGUGUACCCAAGUCUGUCGGACAAGGUGCGACUGAAGCAGCGAAUGGCCCAGAUGCGAUCCAGACAGUCGACAGAUGUGCUCAGAACACCGUCAGCGCGACGAGCAAGACGAUCUCUGCGAUCAGGCUAUGCAUUUGCACACCAGGAGGGCUUUGGGCGACUUAUCACAUCUGGGAAGAUUAUGCGAAAACUGCCACAGGACUUCGCCUUUCCGCUGGGAUUGGGCAGCAGUCGGAAGCAGCACGCGAUCAACCAUCAGGACUCGGUGAAUCACAACAAUCACAGCAAGCAACAGCAGCAGCAUGUGAAUCUGCCGGGCAGUUCCAACGGCGGCGACGCUAGUCCACGAGCUCCUUGUCAGGACUUGGAUACCAUAAAUUUGUAGUUUUGUAUACGCUUUGUCACAUACACACACACACACAUAAACACACACUUUCUGGGAUGGGAAAUUGGAGGUAGUUUUCUAGAGCUCCACAUUUUGAAGGGGGGAACUUAAUAACUUUCUCUAUCGUCUUUAUGGUUAAUCGCUGUAUAUAAUGGCGAGGUUAAACUCUCUUUUGUGAUUUUAGUUUGUAGUGAGAGAAGCGCUGAAGAAGCUUAUUUUUGUUACUUGUACAUUACUUUUCUAUCUAGUGGUUUUUAAUAAUGAAAUACAGAAUUAUGUGGCAAAGGAGAAGAUGUAGGAUAGAUAUUUUUCCUUUUAUAUUGCAUACAUGAAAUGUGGAAUUAUUUAUUGUCAAGUCUCACACACCCACACACACACACUUCUCACAAAAAAUGUAUUUCCCUUCACGCCUUCACGAGAGAGAGAGAGAGAGAGGAGAAGAAAUCGAGAAAUCCUUUAAGAAUAGAAGUCACUCUGAAGAAGCCUUGUAUAAGUUGUUAUUAGGUAUUAGAGAAAACAUGAAGUAUUUGCUCUUUAUGAUGAUGAUACUUGAUUGUAAAGAGGAACAGGAACAAUGAGAAAUUCCUUUCUUUUUGAGAAUAUCUCUCAAACACGAAAUAGUGUUUACUCAGGAAUUGAAAACAGUUGAUGCUACUUGGCAAAUUGUUGUUCUUUUAUAAGCGAAACGGAAGCGAUUAAAGAAUAAGUGAGGAAUUAUUAAAUGUUACAUACAUAAUUUCAACA
Molecule: messenger RNA, 5938 nt
Organism: Phlebotomus argentipes
Lineage: Eukaryota; Metazoa; Arthropoda; Insecta; Diptera; Psychodidae
Gene: ATP8B
Product: phospholipid-transporting ATPase ID
Exons: 17
Coding region: 1136-5194 (1352 amino acids)
Biological process (GO): Golgi organization; phospholipid translocation
Cellular component (GO): plasma membrane
Molecular function (GO): ATP binding; ATP hydrolysis activity; magnesium ion binding
Source: RefSeq, a predicted model, not a curated record